Gekko japonicus is the source of this 2341-nucleotide messenger RNA. RefSeq names its product far upstream element-binding protein 2-like. NCBI's taxonomy places the organism in Eukaryota, Metazoa, Chordata, Lepidosauria, Squamata, Gekkonidae. Bases 1 to 2151 code for a protein of 716 amino acids. Gene Ontology annotation, molecular function: mRNA binding. Gene Ontology annotation, cellular component: nucleus; cytoplasm. The transcript has 23 exons. Gene Ontology annotation, biological process: regulation of DNA-templated transcription. The record is from RefSeq and is a predicted model, not a curated record.
AUGCGGAAAAUCGAGGCUGCGCGCGCAGCACCCUCGCCGAACGUUCGCCCCUCCCUUUCCACCGCCGAGCGGGCUUCGACAGCGGCGGCAGCAGCAGCGCGGGAGGAUUCCCUGCAAGCAGAAAGCCAGCGCCUCAAGAUAGCAGCAAAAAUUGGGGGGGACUCGGCCACAACGGUGAACAACUCAACCCCCGACUUUGGAUUUGGUGGCCAGAAAAGGCAGCUGGAGGAUGGAGACCAGCCGGAAAGCAAGAAGAUGGCUCCUCAACCAGAACCUUUGCCACCGCCCCCUCAACUCGGACCGAUCCACCCUCCCCCCAGGUCUACAGUGACUGAAGAGUACAGAGUACCUGAUGGCAUGGUGGGACUCAUCAUAGGCCGAGGCGGGGAGCAGAUCAACAAAAUACAGCAGGACUCUGGAUGCAAAGUACAGAUCUCGCCAGACAGCGGAGGAUUGCCGGAGCGGAGCGUCUCUCUGACAGGAUCCCCAGAAUCGGUCCAGAAGGCGAAAAUGAUGCUCGAUGACAUUGUGUCUCGAGGGCGUGGAGGGCCGCCCGGUCAAUUCCAUGACAACGCCAAUGGACAGAACGGGACAGUACAAGAAAUCAUGAUCCCGGCGGGAAAAGCCGGCCUGGUGAUCGGCAAGGGGGGGGAGACCAUCAAACAGCUGCAGGAGCGAGCGGGAGUGAAAAUGAUUUUAAUUCAGGACGGUUCACAAAACACAAAUGUAGAUAAGCCUCUUCGGAUAAUCGGCGAUCCUUACAAAGUGCAGCAAGCCUGUGAAAUGGUAAUGGACAUCUUACGAGAACGGGACCAGGGAGGCUUUGGUGAUCGAAACGAGUACGGUUCAAGGAUUGGCGGAGGAAUAGACGUCCCUGUGCCCCGGCAUUCCGUCGGCGUGGUUAUCGGGCGUAGCGGAGAGAUGAUAAAGAAAAUUCAAAACGACGCUGGGGUUCGGAUACAGUUCAAGCAAGAUGACGGGACGGGACCUGAGAAAAUUGCUCACAUUAUGGGUCCCCCGGACAGAUGUGAGCACGCCGCCAGGAUUAUCAAUGACCUCCUCCAAAGUCUCCGGAGUGGGCCACCAGGUCCCCCGGGCUCAGGGAUGCCGCCUGGAGGCCGUGGCCGUGGCCGAGGCCAGGGUAAUUGGGGGCCUCCUGGAGGAGAGAUGACCUUCUCGAUCCCCACUCACAAAUGUGGGCUGGUUAUUGGCAGAGGAGGAGAAAACGUCAAAGCCAUCAACCAGCACCGCAAAGAUCAGAUCGAGCAUGGUCCGCUCUGCCCUGUAGGACCGGGGCCUGGGCCUGGGGGCCCCCCGGGGCCAGCACCAAUGGGCCCCUUCAACCCCGGGCCUUUCAACCAAGGGCCGCCUACAGCACCUCCCCACCCAGGUGGGCCGCCGCCUCCACAGUACCCGCCCCAAGGCUGGGGGAACGCCUACCCCCAGUGGCAGCCGCCGGCCCCUCAUGACCCAAGUAAAGCGGCUGCCGCGGACCCCAACGCGGCUUGGGCGGCCUAUUAUUCGCACUACUACCAGCAGCCUCCCGGUCCGGUUCCGGGAGCACCGCCCGCCCCCACGGCGCCACCCGUGCAAGGGGAGCCACCCCAGCCGCCCCCCACCGGACAGUCGGACUACACUAAAGCAUGGGAGGAGUACUAUAAAAAGCUAGGCCAGCAGCCCCAGCAGCCCGGAGCUCCACCGCAGCAGGACUAUACGAAAGCUUGGGAAGAGUAUUAUAAGAAGCAGGCUCAGGUAGCUACAGGAGCAGCAGGGCCAGCGGCACCCCCAGGCCCUCAGCCAGACUACAGUGCGGCCUGGGCAGAAUACUACAGACAACAAGCUGCCUACUACGGACAGACGCCUGGGGCCGGGGGGCCGGUGCCACCGCCCACACAGCAGGGACAGCAGGCCAGCAGCCCCAGCAGCCCGGAGCUCCACCGCAGCAGGACUAUACGAAAGCUUGGGAAGAGUAUUAUAAGAAGCAGGGUAGCUACAGGAGCAGCAGGGCCAGCGGCACCCCCAGGCCCUCAGCCAGACUACAGUGCGGCCUGGGCAGAAUACUACAGACAACAAGCUGCCUACUACGGACAGACGCCUGGGGCCGGGGGGCCGGUGCCACCGCCCACACAGCAGGGACAGCAGGCUCAGUGAGUUGAAUGUGAACCUCCCCAUCUCUGAGAAUCUUUUUGUUUUUGGGGGGCGAGAGGUGGCCCGCUGCAGGAAGCAGCGGGGUGGGAAGGGAAGCCGGCCUGUUGCGCUGAUUCGCUGGCCUUCUCCGGGCAGACCUUGGCCGACGCCGCCUUCGCGUCUCUUUAAAAGAAGUCAGAUCCAAAUCUCCAGA